Messenger RNA from Nicotiana attenuata, 1286 nucleotides. RefSeq names its product ribosome-recycling factor, chloroplastic. Gene Ontology annotation, biological process: plastid translation. Bases 124 to 921 code for a protein of 265 amino acids. Gene Ontology annotation, molecular function: ribosomal large subunit binding. The transcript is spliced from 11 exons. Gene Ontology annotation, cellular component: chloroplast. The record is from RefSeq and is a predicted model, not a curated record. NCBI's taxonomy places the organism in Eukaryota, Viridiplantae, Streptophyta, Magnoliopsida, Solanales, Solanaceae.
AAAGGAACGAACUCUUAUCCUAGUUAUCCAAAAGUUCACGCUGAAGUUUCACUUACAGAGACGCCAAAAGACAAUCAACAAUCAGCGAAAAAGAAGAAAGAGUGUUUCUCUUUGCGUUCCAGAAUGACGACAGCAUUCUCGCAUGCAACUCCAAUCCGUUCGCUGUACCAAAAGCCCAAUCCUCCCAAACCCCUCAUUUGCUUUCAAGAUGAUUUUCGCACUUCUGGUAAUGUGGUUUCUUUGACGGCGUCUGCGAAUUAUGUGAGCUUACGUGUCGGAGCAAGGAGAUUGCAGCCUGUUAAGCUAUCUUGGGUAAAGAGAAGAGGAACUGUGAGGUGUGCAACCAUUGAACAAAUAGAAGCGGAAAAAGCUGCGAUUGAGAAAGAUGUGAAAGAAAGGAUGGAAAAGACAAUUGAAAAUGUUAGGUCAAAUUUCAAUUCUAUAAGGACGGGACGAGCUAGCCCAGCUAUGCUAGAUAAAAUUGAGGUGGAUUAUUAUGGCACUCCAGUCAGCUUGAAAAGCAUAGCACAAAUAAGCACUCCUGAUUCAAGUUCUAUCUUGGUGCAGCCCUAUGACAAAUCCAGUUUAAAAGCUAUAGAGAAGGCUAUUGUCGGCUCUGAUCUUGGUAUGACGCCAAAUAAUGAUGGAGAAGUAAUAAGAAUGUCUGUACCCCAGUUGACAUCCGACAGGAGGAAGGAGCUAUCCAAAAUUGUUUCUAAACAGGCAGAGGAAGGAAAGGUAGCUUUAAGGAAUAUUAGAAGGGAUGCCUUAAAAGCAUAUGAAAAGCUUGAGAAGGAGAAAAAGCUUUCUGAAGACAAUGUGAAGGACUUGUCUGGUGAUUUACAGAAAGUCAUAGAUGAAUAUAUGAAGAAGAUUGAUACCGUCUUCAAGCAGAAGGAGAAGGAACUGCUGACAGUUUGACUACAGUUCUGUGCAAUGUGUACAUGGAGUUAGUGCAAUGAUGAAGUUUUUCUUGGAAGGUUCAUCUGGUGCAUAGGCUUGUUACAUGUCUUUAUUUUUCUCUGGAAAUGAUGUAAAGAGCAGUCGGGAACUGGAAUGGUCCCAGUUAAUUUUGUUUGAAUCUGUUGUUACCGGAAAGUAUUGCUUAAAGAAGUGAAUAUGGCUGUAACAACCUGAUUUGAGCACCCAUCUUCAAGUUGAGGCUGCUGGGUUUUGUAACUAUAGCAUCCAGAGUGGAACGUACUUGUUGAUGGUCAAAGAUCUACUGUCGUUGCUCUUUUUUCUCUUUAUUUUGCGGGGCUCUAUAAUCUAUUCGUUUGACCUAA